Molecule: messenger RNA, 2040 nt
Organism: Megalops cyprinoides (Indo-Pacific tarpon)
Lineage: Eukaryota; Metazoa; Chordata; Actinopteri; Elopiformes; Megalopidae
Gene: nup58
Product: nucleoporin 58
Exons: 14
Coding region: 310-2040 (576 amino acids)
Biological process (GO): nucleocytoplasmic transport
Cellular component (GO): nuclear pore
Molecular function (GO): structural constituent of nuclear pore
Source: RefSeq, a predicted model, not a curated record
UUCGCGGGCGCGCAAUCAAACAUUUAGCGGAGAAGUAUCGAGCAUUUUAUGAGAUUUAACGUGUGUGUAAAUGUGAAUUACAUGCCUCUUUCUCACACUUUAGUGUUCUGAGUCCGCAGUGUGGGUUUCCGCUCGGCUCUUUAGUGACGGAUGCGUGCUGCGCGCCUUGAUCGCGUUAUAAAUGUUGGGCCUCCACGAGGCCGCUCGGUAUCCAGCUGAAAUAUUAUAACUGCUCAUAUUUCUGCUACCACCGGACAGCUCGCUCAACAGAUUUUCAGUUUCUAAGGACUGUUUGUGUGAAGGAUCAAGAUGGCAGGGUUUAAUUUCGGAUCGGGACCCACGAGCGCUGGUGGCGGAUUUUCGUUCGGAGCAGCGGCGAGUAACCCUGCUCCAAGCUCCGGUGGGUUUAACCUGGGUACCCUGGGCACCGCUACCACGACGACCACCUCUUCACUGGGUCUUUUCAGCAAAACCCCCAGCGGCUUCUCCUUCGGCACGCCGGCUGCAGGCACUGCAGCCCCUGCCACAGGCCUUAGUCUGGGUGCCCCGGCUGCAACCACCACCUCCAGCAGCAGCUUCAGCAUGGGCUUUGGCAAGCCGGCCGCAUCGGCCACGCCCUUCUCCCUGACCACCUCCUCUGCCCCGUCUGGGCUCACCCUGGGCUCCGCCCUCACCUCCACCGCGCCACAGACCGGCUCCACCGGCUUCUCCCUCAACCUGGGGGCGGCACCCGCCACCUCCGGCCCCGCCCUCGGCCCCGCGUCCGGCCUGGGCUCCAGCCUCUUCCCCAGCACGGCCAACACCGGUUUGGGGCAGCCCACCCUCGGGGGGCUUGGGUUGGGUUCUUUGGGUUCCGCUGCCACCUCGACUGCCCCCCCAGCCUCCACCAGCGUGGGGCUGGGCGGGAUCGACUUCAGCUCCUCCUCCGAAAAGAAGAGUGACAAGUCCUCAGGGGCCAGGCCAGAGGACAGUAAGGCUCUGAAGGAUGAUAAUCUGCCUCCAAUCAUCUGUCAGGAUGUGGAGAAUUUUCAGAAGUUUGUGAAGGAGCAGAAGCAGGUGCAGGAGGAGAUCAGCAGGAGGUCUUCAAAGGCCAUGCUGAAGGUGCAGGACGAUAUUAAGAGCCUGAAGCAGCUGCUGUCUGUCAGUGCCAGCAGCUUGCAGAGGAACAGCCUGGCCAUCAACAAGCUGAAGAUGGAGACCGCCCAGGAGCUGAAGAAUGCAGACAUUGCAAUACGCACACAGAAGACCCCCCCAGGCCUCCAACAUGAGAACACCGCACCCUCAGAUUAUUUCAGAGCUCUGGUUGGUCAGUUCGAGGUGCAGCUGCAGCAGUACCGCCAGCAGAUUGAGGAACUGGAGAAUCACCUGACCACUCAGGGCAGUGGGCCCAACAUCACCCCGCAAGAUCUCUCCCUGGCCAUGCAGAAACUCUACCAGACGUUUGUGGCUCUGGCUGCACAGCUGCAGUCGGUACACGAGAAUGUGAAGAUCCUGAAGCACCAGUACCUGGGCUACAGGAAGGCCUUCCUGGAGGACUCCACCGACGUGUUCCAGUCCAAGCGCACAGCCAAUCAGAAGUGGCAGAGCGCGCCGCACGUCACCACCGGCCCCACCCCCUUCAGCAGUGUUCCGAACGCAGCGGCUGUUGCCAUGGCUGCGACGCUAACACAGCAGCAACAGCCCGCUCCAGGACCGCAGCCGCCCCUGGGGGCCGGUUUGGGAGCUCCCCUUGCCCCUGGCCUGGGUGCUGGCUUGGGCUCCGGGCUUGGAGCGUUUGGCAGCGGUCCUGCUUUCGGGGGCGGCACCACGGGGGGGGCGUCUUUCGGGUUCGCCUCUGCCAGCAAGCCGUCCGGGGGGAGCCUGAGUGCAGGGUUUGGCAGUUCCAGCACGUCAGGCUUUAACUUCAGUAACCCCGGGAUCAACGCUUCGGCAGGGCUGACGUUCGGGGUGUCCAACGCUCCUGCGGCGGGAUUCGGCACGGGGACACCCCUGCUGCAGCUCAAGAAGCCCCCCGUGGGGAACAAGAGGGGCAAGAGAUAG